AACAAAAAUACAAUAACAGGAACUAAUGCAAUAAUGAAGAGAAACCAUGUAGGACUUUAAAGACUCCUCUUGAUAAAAGAAUAUCGUUCAUAUAACACUGGUAUGCAAAGAAUUAACACCAAACAUUUUGCACAAAUCUCCAUGUUCUUUCGCUAAUUAAAUCAGCUCUAAUUUAACAAAACACCGUCGAGAUCUCACUGCAACAACGAGAAUGAGGAAAGUUAUGCAAUCUUCUUCGUUUCAAUCUCUCGUCAAGCAAUCACAGCGUGCCCGAUUGUUGUUCUCAGUAUCCGGAGCUUAUUUCUAUCAGGCGUGACAUCGUAGUAGAAACCAGUCGCUAUUGGUCGUGAACGCGAGCUUUAGUAUCGUACACUGUUGAUCGACCAAUGAAAAGUCAAGCCACGUCCCCUCGGUUCAUCACGCCUACCGGGGACGAGGUUGGUUCGUGACGGCGUGGUUCGCGUCAUCGCGACGUACCAAGCUUCCACCAGGUCCGGAGUUGAUCCCGAGGCCCAGUCAUCCGAAAACACUUAGUGGCGCAUCAGUGCAACGUCUGCCAAGUGGCAAGUCUAAAUAAUUGACCCCACCGUUCGUGCAAACAAUUUACAUCGGGCACACGUAAAUAACGGCCUCUUUCCUCCUUAUUGUGAUUACGCUUGGAAACGCGUGGCCGCCACACGAAUUCGUCCACGACGUGUGGGAACGGCCGAUGCAGCAAACAUAAACGGUAAAUACAGCGAAACUCGAUCGUGUUCGCAGUUGCGAUUGAUAGUGAGAGUGACAGGGACAGUAUACGUACGAAAUUACAGCUGGAAGACAUUAAAAAUUUUACGGAUCAUUUUUCAAAUCAUAUUUACCGUGGUACGAGAUACGUUGGAAUUGGAAUUCGUGAAAUUAUUGUGGUUAGAAUAGCAUAGAUAUACAACUAGACAUACACCUUAGAUUUCUAAGGAUAUUUACAGUGAGGUGAAUGGACUAUAGUUGUGAGUUUUAGAAUGUUCGCUACAGCGUGACGACUGGUCUCGACGGACUUCAUGGAUCAAACGGUAAUCGUUCCGUCGACUCCUCGCGGAAGCAACGUGGACAACGCGAGAGUCACGAUGAAGAACGAAAGUGACUCGAAUCUACAUAUCCAAGACCAGUCUACCGUAGCUCAUUCCAAUUCCACAUCGGUGGUACCUCGAACCAAUUUGUCGAUGUCCAAUAGUCUGAACCAAGAUCAGAGUUUAGAUCCGUUGAUGUGUAACCCUGCCAGUACAGAGUUACCUAGGAAGCCUGGAGCGCGGCGCCAAGAGAAACCUCCGUACUCUUACAUAGCACUGAUCGUAAUGGCGAUUCAGGCGAGUCCAGGAAAGAGAUUAACCCUUUCAGAGAUCUACUCGUUUCUUCAACAACACUUUCCCUUUUUCCGUGGCGCUUAUCAAGGCUGGAAGAACUCAGUGCGCCAUAAUUUGAGCUUGAACGAGUGUUUUAUCAAGCUUCCAAAGGGUUUAGGAAGACCAGGUAAAGGUCACUACUGGACGAUUGAUCCUUCGACAGAGUAUAUGUUUGAAGAAGGAAGCUUUCGUCGACGGCCACGAGGUUUCCGUCGCAAGUGCCAAGCCUUGAAGCCUCAGUAUCCUCAAUACUUUUCUGCGAGUGGUCCAGUAGGCGUCCAGACUCCCGGAUACGAAAAUUUAACACCUGGAGCCAUGGAAUACGCGAAUGGAUAUCAAAAUCAGUAUCAAAAUUAUCAAGAAUAUGCGAUGUACGCAGCACCUGGUGCCGCAGUCUCCGCUGAUUGGUCCUAUCCUGAGGCCACAUACAAGACACCGCCCAUAUCGGAAGUAACAUACAAGACGACGGAAGUCACAUACAAAACUGGAGAACCGUCUGUAUACAGAAACGGAGAAAUAGUAGCAUUUAAGAGCGAGCCUGGAUAUGCGGCGAGGAGUCAGGAGCAGUUGACGUACAGAGCUACGGACGGGUUCUCCGUGAAAGAUCAUCAACAGCAUCAUCCAGAGACGGUUUAUAAGGAGAAUGAAACUAUGAUGACCUAUAAGUGCCCGUCUAAUCCCGCACCAACUACUCAAGCACCUGGACAAGAUUACUACGUUGGUUACGGACUCGCCGGGGUCAACAAUACUGGAAGCAACGUGAACGUCGCUAUGCAGGGAAUCCCAGAACAGACAGGCAACAACAGUCCCGUAGGAAACGUCAGUUCGCCGCACAGUGGGUGCCAGACACCUGUAACGGAUAAUGGUAUAAAGAUGCAAUGCUCGAACUCCAAUUCAAACAGUUCUGGAGGUGGACUCAUUGAUCGCAAACCAUCCUACUUUGGUCAUCCGGCCGGAUCAGUUACUUUGAGCUCGUUAAGCUCUCUAAGCUCGCUUAACUUGAGCAAUAUCGGCAGCUUGAGUAGUGGCUUGAGUAUAUCAAAUAUACCUGGCACAGUUUCGUCGAACAUUCAUCAUACAGCCACAACACCGCCAACGUACUAUGAUCAGAUCAAAUACAGUAUGUGA
Bombus huntii is the source of this 2504-nucleotide messenger RNA. RefSeq names its product forkhead box protein A4-A-like. Gene Ontology annotation, molecular function: DNA-binding transcription factor activity, RNA polymerase II-specific; RNA polymerase II cis-regulatory region sequence-specific DNA binding. The record is from RefSeq and is a predicted model, not a curated record. Gene Ontology annotation, cellular component: nucleus. The coding region runs from base 1035 to 2504 and encodes 489 amino acids. Lineage: Eukaryota; Metazoa; Arthropoda; Insecta; Hymenoptera; Apidae. Gene Ontology annotation, biological process: animal organ morphogenesis; regulation of transcription by RNA polymerase II. The transcript is spliced from 2 exons.